AUGGUUUCUGAUUGUUUCCCAAAUAGCGACAUUGCGGAUGGCCAUCAAUGGUUGGAACGUUUGAAGAAAUUUCGUCAUCGAUGGUGUUCUUUAUGGUUGAGAGAUCAAUUCACAGCCGGGAUGUUGACUACGCAAGCUAGUGAGUCGUGCAAUGCACAAGUGCGACUUUUCUUGAAGCCGAGGCAUGAUUUGGACUUGUUUUUCAUUAACUUUAGCAGUUUGUUGGCUGACAAAAGACGCAAGGAGACAGAGUCAGACUACAAUGCAAAACAAUCGAUUCCUUAUAUAAUGUUGGAGAAUAGCCCGAUCCUCCAACAUGCGGCAAAGAUCUUUACUCCUAACAUUUUCGAAAGGAUACAGAAGCAGUAUUUGGUGGCUGAAUCCUAUAUAAUAAUAAAGAAGCUCUCAGAUAAUAGGGAUGAUGGCAUGAUUGGAUAA
Molecule: messenger RNA, 438 nt
Organism: Linum trigynum
Lineage: Eukaryota; Viridiplantae; Streptophyta; Magnoliopsida; Malpighiales; Linaceae
Source: the annotation of a GenBank genome assembly